Seriola aureovittata is the source of this 2380-nucleotide messenger RNA. Its product is annotated as programmed cell death 1 ligand 1-like. Gene Ontology annotation, cellular component: external side of plasma membrane. The transcript has 4 exons. Bases 192 to 725 code for a protein of 177 amino acids. Lineage: Eukaryota; Metazoa; Chordata; Actinopteri; Carangiformes; Carangidae. The record is from RefSeq and is a predicted model, not a curated record. Gene Ontology annotation, biological process: negative regulation of T cell proliferation; cellular response to lipopolysaccharide; cell surface receptor signaling pathway.
UGGAAAAGACGAAUUUAAACUAUUAAAAUCAGUCUAUAUUAGAUAUUUUAAAUAAACUUGAAAAGGCUGAUGACGAAACCGGAUGUUCUCGGUACCAUUUCCGCUAGCUUGACGUGAGUUACUAGCUUGAGGAAGUCGGAGUUAAACUAAAGUUCAGGCCUCUGUAGGUGUGACAGGUGUGAGGAAGCGCGAUGAGCCGCUGCAGGAGGUUCAUGUGGUUCAUCUUACUUCUUUGUGUGAACACAGUGAGCUGCCAGGCUGUCGUCGAGGGUUUCAUCGGAGACAGCGUCCUCCUGCCCUGCGUCUACACGGAAAAAGACCCUCCACCAGAGAAGGUCAACGUCUACUGGAGGGACAGAGACGACAACAUCUUGUUGGACAUCAUCAGCGGCACCCACAAUAUGAAAACCCAGAACGAGAAGUUCAGAGGGCGAGUGAUCAGUCCCCCUGAUCUGAACAGGAAGGGAAACUUCUCCGUCGCCCUGCAGAACGUCCUGGAGGACGACACCGGACUGUACGAGUGCCACAUCCCGGAGGCCGGCGUGGAGCAGAGAGUCCAGCUGACUGUCACAGGAAAACGUGUUGGAGUAUCAGGAUCAGAUCCAGGACCAGCUCCUUCAGAACCACCAGCUGGUAACGCUGCAGUAACACUGACCCCCCCCCUCCUCACUCAGCUGUCUGUCCUGUCAUUGUGCAGUCUGGGCUGGACACAGGUUCACACAUGAACCGUGGAGCUUCAACAGAAACAUCACACACCAGCUGAUGAAGGUUCUGCUCUAAAAACCAAUAAAACAAAACAACUUUAGUUUCAGUGAUAAAACGACUUUCAAGUCACAACUCUCCUUUAAAAAGAAUGAUUACUCACCUCCAUCGUUUCAGCCUCAGCUCCUCACUUCCUGUCUCACCCGAGGUUUCUUUGUGUUUACUGACCAGAGAGAAACAAGAGAACCAGAAUGUUUCCACAGCGAUGACCUGAAGUAACCUGCUGCAGCUCUGCAGUCUGUGCCUUAGUUAAAAUGGCUGCAGUAAGAGUUUACACUACCCCCAAGAUUCACGGUGUUAUAGUCACCUGCAGCAAGUUCCCUGGGUGAUGAGAGACCGACUGAAACAUCAACCGUCCCCUUCAAGUGCUGCUAUGAGGAGUAUAUGUCCUUAGACAUAAAAUAUAUUAAUGUAGUUUCUAUAGGAAUCUAAUUCCAACAUUUUUAGUAGUAAUCCAACCGGUUCUGGUUUUCGGUUUCAUAACCCCCUACUUGUGAGUCAGCCCCUCCUGCCUAUGGUUAACCAGACUCUGAGCUGUUCCCGCCUCACAGUCCCAAACUGUUCCACUUCAGGUUCCUAUUAAAGGCAUUUCUGCCUUUGUUCAGAUCACUACAGUGACAGAGAGGAGAGUCAACCCCCCGCUCUGUUAGUUAUGGAGAGGAGCUCAUGGUAUGUCAUAGUAAGUCAUAAAAUAUGAUGUAGUAAGGCAGGACAUGUGGCCCUGCCUGUCCACUGGGGGGCGCUGUCACCACUAAUGAAAACCACUUAGAAGCUCAGUGUUGAGGUGAAAUCUGAGUGAUUCAGUUUGGAGCAAAACUUCAUUUCAGACGCUUCGAUAGUUUUCAGCGUUUCAGUUACUAAUGAUCAGAUAUUAAGGGCAAAGCUACUUUAUUAUUAUUAUUACAGGGUCUAUGUUUUAUUGUGAUAAUGACAUGUAGAACUGUCACAGGUUAAUCUUAUUUAUUCAUUUUUUUUACUUAUUUAUAAAAGUGCAAAACACCAAAGAAGAAAAUAUUGAAGUGAUAAAACAUUAAUUAAAUUAUGUUUACAGCUGUCAUUAAAUUAUGACAGCUCAGUGUGGUUUAUUGGAUAAUGAAGGAUGAAUCCACGGCUGUGAACUUCAGCCUCUAGUAUAUUUAACACUGAAGACUUCAGUCUGAUUGAAUCUCUGCAACACACUCACAGUUCAUCAUCAGAUUCUUUACGCCUGUUUCACAUGUGUCCAUAGCUGCACUAAAACUACACUUGCAGCUGAUCUGGAUCUGAAUCCUUGCUGCUGGUAUCAAUAACCGAGGUCAUAUUUAUUUAACUGCUGUUUAAUCCUGGUUGAAGGUUUCUGAUACAAGUUCAAUGUAAAGGGUGUGUGUGUGUGUGUGUGUGUGUGUGUGUGUGUGUGUGUUUGUUGUACACACACACACUGCGUGUUGUUGAAAUGAAUUCUGCACUAAACCUAAAACAUCACUCUGGAAACAAACGUUUCAUUUCUCUUUUCAAAGUAAAAGCAGAUGACUGAUUUGACCAUUGUGUUUGAAGCGAGUGUGCUGCUGAGGUCUUUUAUUCUGAAAAGAGUGUGUACUACUGGAGUCUUUUAUUCUGAAAUAAAAAAAAGUUGUACAAA